Messenger RNA from Oenanthe melanoleuca, 2175 nucleotides. Its product is annotated as kelch-like protein 23. Gene Ontology annotation, molecular function: protein binding. The transcript has 3 exons. The record is from RefSeq and is a predicted model, not a curated record. NCBI's taxonomy places the organism in Eukaryota, Metazoa, Chordata, Aves, Passeriformes, Muscicapidae. The coding region runs from base 272 to 1918 and encodes 548 amino acids.
CUUAUUUGCUGUAGCCUUACCUGGUAAAAGUGGAUGCCAGUCAAAUCUGCAUUUUUUUUUUUGUUGUCGUUAUACAGUUGUUCUGGUAUUGCUGUUCAGAAAGCAGCAGAAAAGACAAGAGCAAAGCAGGAGAGUAGAAAACAUUCUAUUUUUAGGACUAGAUUGGCUUAUCUUCUAUUUAUCCUAGCUAGGGGGAUAAUGUUUCAAAAGAUCUCAUGGGUAAGGGCUGCAUAAGACUGAGUUAAAAUUAACUGCCUGGCAAUCUUCAAGCAUGGAGCCUGCACAAGAGCCACAGGAGCUGGGACCUCAGACAGAAAUGACUGCAGACACAAUUCUUGAGGUUGGAGAGAGACUCUUCCAGGUCAGCCGUAGGGUGCUUUCAGUGCACAGUCGAUACUUUGAAGCCAUGUUUUUUGGAGGAGCACGAGAGAGCUCUGAACAGCACAUAGUGAUCAAAGGGAUCGACGCUGUGCCUUUUCAGGCACUACUUGAGUUCACUCGCACAGCCCAAGUGCUCAUAGGUCAAGAGAAUGUGAUCAGCUUACUGGAAACAGCUGAUUUUUUUCAGUUUGACAGGGUGAAACUGUUGUGUGAGAAAUUUCUGGAGAGAGAACUGCAUGUUUCCAACUGCUUGGGCCUGAUGAUCUACUCACAGCAAUUUGCCUUUACAGAGUUGUAUGUGUCUGCUAUGAAUGUGGCUCUCACUCACUGGGGGGAUGUGAUAUGCCAGGAAGAAUUUAAGGCAUUACCCAAGGAAAUGCUGAUGCAGCUCCUGAAAAGUGAUGACCUCUUCAUUUCAAGAGAGGAUGUGAUUUUUGACAGUAUUAUAAUUUGGAUAAUGGAGGACCCAGCUACGAGAGAGGAAGAAUUUCUGGAUCUGGUGGGCGAAGUCAGGGUCACUUUUCUGAGUUUGUCCUUCCUUGACACCUUGGUGAAACGCAGUAAGCAUACUGGAGAGACAGAUACCUUUUCCAGACUAAUAAAGAAGUUAGACAGCUGUCCCCCACCCAGCUGGCAAAAUCCAAAACUGUGUUCUUAUGCUGGUCGGAGCUAUGACACCUUAUAUGUCCUGGGAGGAAAACAUGACAAGGAACAGCAAGAAUUAUAUCUCUUUCAACCUAAAACAGGGACCUGGCAGGCUUGUUCUCCAUUGCAGCGCAGGAACCUCACCCAGUAUGCAGUGGCAUCAGUAGGGAGCUUCCUUUUUGUGACAGGAGGAUAUUUCCGGGAUGAGUUUGUGUGGUACAGUGUGGAUUGGGUGCUUAUCUACAACUGCUUGGACAAUUGCUGGCUGGAAGGGCCGGCCAUGAAGAAGUCCCGCAACAGCCACUGUGCAGUAGGGGUAGGGCUCCACCUGUACGUUCUCGGGGGGAGCACAGAUGAAGGGAUAAUCCCGGCCGUGGAGCGCAUGGCCUUGAUGGAGUCCGAGUGGGAAAGCAUGAGUCCUAUGGCCCAGCCUGUGGAGAGAGGCGACGCCGCCAGCGUGGGAACCGCCAUCUACGUGGUCUGUGGCCUGGAUGAGAAUGGACAUGUGUACGAUGGAGUGCAGAGGCUGAACACAGAGACAGACAACUGGGAUGUCAUCUCAUUCUCCCCUCUUCCAAGGUAUGACCUCUGCAUCACAUCCCUGAAUGGGGCUCUGUACACUGUAGGAGGGGGAGCUUUUCGAUUUGAUGUGGAGACAGAUGAAUGGACACAGGUGAAUGAGGAAUGCUUGACCCAGAAGUUCUUCAUGGGAUGCAGCACCGUGAAUGGACAGAUUUAUCUCCUUGGACAGAGGAAGGGAAACAGUGCCCUCCCCACUGUAGUCCUCUUUGAUCCCUACAUUGAUGUGUGCCAGGUCAUAGAUAACAAACUCCCUUGUCCCCUUCCUAUUCAUGGCUGUGUCUCUGUGCGAAGAUUUGAUACGUGGGGAUAAGAGUGGAAGAUCAUGUGCUUUACAGUUUAAGGGAAUUAGAUUGCAUCAACUUUGGCCUGUGAUAUUUUAAAAUUUUUGUUCCUUUGCAAUUUUACCUUUUUUUUUCUACUUGACAAAUGAACUUGUAGCAAAAGCCAGAGAAAAGUUUGCAUACACAAAGGCUGCAGGUAAUUUUUGAAAAUGGUGAUUGGUAUUGUUAUGGUACAUAAACUUCUUAGGGUUCAGUGUCAAUAAAGGUUGGUGCUGUUCUGACCUUU